AUCCUGUUUUGAAUCUGCAGGUCUGAUCCUGAGGGGAUUUCAGACAACAGGGUGAAAUCAUCAGUUUUGAAAGUGACUGAACAUGGCCAAUGAGGAAAUAAUCCUGAGGGUGCAGUCACCAGAUGGAACUCAACGAAUCACUAUUUCCCCUAGUGCUACUACUAAGGAGCUAUAUGAGAAGGUGCAUGCCAGCUUCAACAUGCCUUCAUUCAUGUUUUCACUCUACAAAAAUAAGAAGAGGACUGGAGAAAUCUACUCUUCAAAUAGUCAGAAGAUCCACAGUUGUAACUUAAAGCAUGGUGACAUGAUCUUUGUGAAUCCAGUGAAUGGGAAAAAGAAGGAUCUGUCAUCAAGCCAUCGCCGAUCACCAUCUACAGUGAAUGUGGUUGAGGAUGAGGUUGAUCGCCUGCUGUGGGAACAAGAUGGUAAAAUUCAGAGGGACCGGGAUCCAACAUACUGCCGGCAUAGCACCCAUGCCCAGUGUGUCCACUGCAGUCCUAUAGAUCCUUGGGAUGAGAAUUAUCUGCAUGACUUGAAGAUCAAGCAUCUGUCUUUCCAUGCAUUCCUUAAGAAGAGAUCUAGUGGCACCAAAGGAACAUCUGUGCGGCUGGAGGAUUUGAAUUGUGCCGUGAAGCCUGGAUGCAAGGAUCACCUACCAUACCCAAAAGGACUCUGCUCAAAGUGCAUGCCAUCCACCAUCACACUUUCCAGACAAGCAUAUAGGCAUGUGGACAAUGUGAGUUUUGAGAACCCAUUUUUGGUGGAGCGGUUUCUCAAUUACUGGCGCUUGACAGGACAUCAACGUGUGGGCUUCCUCUAUGGACGAUAUGAAAUCUUCAAGGAUGUUCCUCUCGGGAUCAAGGCCACAGUGGCUGCUAUCUAUGAACCCCCUCAGGAAAGUACCAGAGACACAAUCCAGAUGCUGCCAGAUCCAAAAGAAGAGCUGGUGAAAGAGAUAGGGAAGCAGCUGGGACUUCAAUGUGUUGGCUGGAUCUUCACAGACCUGGUGGCUGAAGACAAGACCAAGGGAACAGUGAAAUAUAUCCGAAACAUACAUGAUCAUUUCCUCUCUGCACAGGAAUGCAUCACUGCAGCUCAUCUUCAGAACCACAACCCCAAUCCCUGUAGGGAUUCCCUCACAGGAUUUUAUGGCUCCAAAUUUGUCACCAUUUGUGUUACAGGGGAUUCAAGCAACCAGGUGCACAUGGAGGGAUACCAGGUGUCGAACCAAUGCAUGGCAUUGGUGCGUGAUGACUGUCUUGUUCCCACCAAGGAUGCUCCAGAACUGGCCUACAUCCGAGAGUCCUCCAACCAUCAAUAUGUCCCUGAUGUCUAUUAUCGUGAGAAGGAUUCAUAUGGGAACGAGGUGACAAAACCAGCACGUCCACUGCCAAUUGAAUAUGUGCUGCUGGAUGUCCCAUGCUCCACUCCUCUAGAACCCCAGUUCACCUUCCCUAUCAAUCCAUCCAUCACACCUUUUCCUGUGGAAAAUAGGUUGCUGGAUGGAUACAUUCAAGACUUCUCAGCUUUUGCCCACUUUAUGUCCCAGUUUCCAAAGGAAAAGUUUGUGGAUGCCCUAGUAGAUUUUCAUGUCCUCAUCUUCAUUGCCACCAUGGACACUCUUCCUAUGAAGGACCACAUGGCACUUCUUUUGGAGGGGAUUCGUAAGGGAGACAUAGGGCAGGUACAGGAGUGGGCCCAGAGUGACCAGUGGCAAACAGUGAUACAGCUGAUUCAGGCAUCAGGGGGAUCACCACCCCCUUUGGGGGUAGGGGGGCAAGUGGAAUCCGGUCAGGGUCCUGGAGGCUCCUUGAGGUCCCCUGGCCCAGGGUUGUCAUCUGAUUCUCCAGGUGCCCAGAGCAGUGGACCACUGUGGACGUGCACACACUGUACGUUCCUCAAUCAACCUCAUCUAGAUCACUGUGAUGUCUGUGGCCUACCUAAGGGCUAAAAUCUCCCUCAGGUAACCUAUGUUUCACUUGAAAAUGUCUCUUUUGAAAUUUUGUAUAUUGACUGUCAGUAUCUGUAGGUGCAGGUACGUAUCAAGAGUUCACAAGUGAGCAACAUACCCAUGGAAGCCAGUUUGUAAAAUUCCCAUCUCCAUGCUGCUAUACUCAGAUGCACUUUUUUCCUCCAAGAUAGGCAUUUUGAAUUUUUUUGGUCCCCACUGCAGGUAAUUGCAUGAGUUUGCUCAUGAUGGCCUUGAGUUUGUGAGGAUUAAAAUGAAUUUGAGGCACACA
Darwinula stevensoni is the source of this 2240-nucleotide messenger RNA. Lineage: Eukaryota; Metazoa; Arthropoda; Ostracoda; Podocopida; Darwinulidae. The record is from the annotation of a GenBank genome assembly.